CUUGCCUUUUGUCAAACAGGUACCUGCCCAACUGAAUCAUGAGGAUCCACAGUGUCACCCUGCUCUUCCUCCUCCUCCUUGUGGCCUCUCAGGUGCUCUUGAUGGAGGCACACAAUGAGAUAAAGAAUGAACAUAACACAGGUCUUCACGUCACUCACAGUGCGACAAAAGAUUCACCACCCCAGGUUAUUGUCACUGGUGGAUUCAUUACCAAAGACAAAGCCACAUGCAACAUCUCUGUGACUGAACGAGACAGAGGCAUAUCUCUGCAGGUAGAUUGUGUCCGAUUUGAUCAUGUGUUUUCCUGUGUCUUUAUGGGAGAUCCAGCUGCAUGCCUCCGCUGUUUGGACAAUGACACUUUCUACUGGAAACAAAUUGGGUGGCACCUGAGCAGUCAAAAAUAUAUCUGUGAGGACUCCAAGGUCAUCCUGAAGACCAGGGUGUGUCGUAAGAACUAUCCAGAAUCCAACCUCAAGCUGGUAAACUCAACUCUGAUUGACUGCAAGAAACUCAGACAGGGGCCCUGCCCUGCAGAGGCAGUCAAAACCCAAGGGCUCACUACCACAGAGCAGGUGCACAUUGGAAAAACCAUUCGUACUGAGCAGGUCAAGGGCAGAAGAACCACCCACAUCACCCCGAGCCAGACCCAAGAGAUCAUUCCUACUGAGCAGGUCAAGGGCAGAACAACAGCCCACAUCACUCCAAGCCAGACCGAAGAGAUCAUCCCUAAAGAGUCAGUAAAGAUCCAAGAGAUAACCACUUCAAGCUCAGUACAGAAACAAACCACAGUUACCACUAGAGCCAACUGUGUGACUGCAUCAGGCAUCCAACCCAGGAAGACAUCCCAGCAAUCAGAUCAACAGAGGGAAGAGUAUGAGCAGGAAGUGGAACAGCAGGUGCCACUA
Messenger RNA from Ochotona princeps (American pika), 905 nucleotides. RefSeq names its product fibroblast growth factor-binding protein 1-like. The record is from RefSeq and is a predicted model, not a curated record. Gene Ontology annotation, biological process: cell-cell signaling. The transcript has a single exon. NCBI's taxonomy places the organism in Eukaryota, Metazoa, Chordata, Mammalia, Lagomorpha, Ochotonidae. Gene Ontology annotation, molecular function: growth factor binding. The annotation marks the transcript as partial.